Messenger RNA from Nasonia vitripennis (jewel wasp), 12862 nucleotides. RefSeq names its product centrosomal and chromosomal factor-like. The coding region runs from base 1293 to 2906 and encodes 537 amino acids. The transcript has a single exon. The record is from RefSeq and is a predicted model, not a curated record. Lineage: Eukaryota; Metazoa; Arthropoda; Insecta; Hymenoptera; Pteromalidae.
CUCCGCCGCCUGCUGGAAUCGACGUCCCUCGGCUCAGUCUACACACACGAGCGCGCGCUGCUCGUACACACCGACGAGCCGGAGAGAGUGAGAGAGAGAGAGAGAGACGGAGCGAGCAGGCAGCAGCAGUCGGAGAGAACCCGGGGACCUCAGUUCUGCCUCGACGCUGGCUGCUUCCUUAUCGCGUGCGCCACCGAGAGCUUUACAGUAGUGCACAGUGCGUACAUAAUACCGACCUCCGCACGCAGAACUUGGCUCGUGCAGUGUGAGUGUCCAAUGCGAUUCAGCCUAUACAUAUAUAGCUGUAUUCACGAGUGUGUCGAUCUCGCAGUAAACCGACGAUCGUGGAAAAAUUUCGGGGAGUGCAGCGACGACGGUGAAAUUCUCCGAAGAGAGAGAGAGAGAGAGAGAGAGAGAGGGAGAGCGCGAGACGUCCAAGUUUGAAAGCUCGUGCACGCCUGCGCCGAGCCACGGGCGACGAUUCGCUCCCGAGGACGCCUCUCUCAGCGCAGUGUGCCUGUAUAAGUAUAGCUACCUAGUGCGCGUGUACCGGAGGAGGACCGCGAGAGGAGAGGAGAGACGGAAGGCGAGGCCCGAGCUCCUCGAGCUUAUACUCGCUAAUAUACGUGAAAUACACGGCUGUGCGCGGUGUCGCAGAAGAGAAGUUGUCCGGAGUGCGCCAGGAACGACCGAGACGGCUGUCCAGCCGCGCUGCCGCUGCCAGCGCCGCGUGAGAGGGAGACAGGGGGAGAGAGAGAGAGCACCGCGAACCCCUCGGAACUAGUCCCGGCGUUGGAUAAACUGUCCCCAUGGUCCGACGCCCGGUGUGCCUAGAGCCGUCGCUAUCCUAGACUGGAGAGUACAUAGCUUCUCUCACUCUCUCUCCCCUGCGCUCCCUCGGCCCGGGGCGGGUUUAAAGAGCCAGCUGUGUGUGCCGGCGCGCGCGCGACUGUCCCGGAUCGACCGGAAGGAGAAGCAGCAGCAGCCCGAGGGAGAGAAAGACAGGCCGAGCCAACGAGAGCGGGAGAGAGAGAGAGAGAGAGCGAGGAGGCGGUUGCCUGUCGCGCGCAUCGAUCGGCGCCGAUCGCCCGGCACUCUGCAAGCACCUAUAUAGCCGCACGGAGAGACGGAGCGACAGCAGACCCGCCUCUCGUCCGGCAUGAGAAAUUCUCCGCACGCUGUCCAGCCCCGCCGCUGCUGAGACGCGCGACUGCUGCAGUCCAGCCCCGGCAGCUCUCGCGGAAGCACCCGUACACUCACACACACACACACGCGCGGAUAACCUGGCAAACAUGGCCGCAGCCUGCUACGAGCGCAAGAUCGUAGGCGAGGUCCUCAUGCAGGCCUGCAACGUCAAGCCCACACAGCAGCAGCAGCAGCAGCAGCAACAGCAGCAGCAGCAGCAGCAGCAGCAGCAGCUCAACGCCAGCAGCCUGCUGCAGGACUACAACGAGCUCCAGCUGACGCGCGACUCGGUGCUGAACGUCGUCGCGGCGGCUGCCGCAGCCGCAGCCGCAGCCUCGAGCGCCUCCAGUCCGGCCGCGGUGCUCAGCUCGCUGUCGCCGGUGGGCCUGCCCACCCCCCUACCCAGCGGCUCCGGGAACAGCGGCACCGGCUGCCUGUCGGCGCCCACGCCCGCCUACAAGGACUACUCGCAGCCGCUCCACGUCGACUGCAGCGUCGAGUACGAGCUGCCCAGCCAGGCGAAGCCGCCGCCGGGCAACGGGGAGCCUCUCCUCAUGAUCCACCCGUGCUACUACCGCAGGGCCGAGCGCGAGAGGAGGACCCUCUUCGUGAACAACCUCCCGCCGCGCUCCAGCUCCUCGUCGUCCUCCUCGUCCUCCUCGAGGCGCAGCUCCAGGAGCAGAGCCGCCAACACGGCCGCCGUCGCCGCGGUCGUCACGUCCAGCAGUCAGCAGGCGGCCGCCGGCCAGCAGAUGGUGCCGAGCAACCCAGUGAUGCCCGUCGCCGCGGCGGCCAUCGCCUCGAGCACGCACCAGCAGCAGCAGCACAUGGGGGCCAGUGCGCCGGUGGCCAUCGUCGCGCCCAUGCACGUGAACAACACCCAUACCGCGAUGCUGCCCUCGCCCUCGCUCGCCUCCACCGACGUGCUCAACGCCCCGGCGGCCGUCGCAGCGGCCGCGGCAGCGACCUACCACGCCGCGCUCACCGCCGCCCUGGGCACCAACGAGCCCAAGCAGCAGCCACAGCAGCAGCAGCAGCAGCAGACCAAGUCCAGCGAACUCGACGACAAGGUCCUCGCUGCCGCCGGCCUCUACCCGCAGUACUUCCACAACGUGCAGCAGCAGCAGCAGCAGCCGCAGCCGAGGCAGCAGCAGAGGCACCACAGCCGCCAGCCAGGCGCCAUCAUCCACCAGGCCUACCCGAAUCAGCAGCAGCAGCAGCAGCAGCAACCGCAGCAGCAGCAGCAGCAGCAGCAGCAAAUUCAGCAGCCCCAGCCGACGUCCUACGGCAUGGCGAUGAUGGCCGGCGGCGGAACGUCCGGCUCGCAGAGCAGCAGACACCACCAGCAGACGAUCGUCGGCUCGACGGCCACCCCGACCAUCCUGGGACACCACCCGUACCGACGCUCGAGCGCCGCGGGCGUGAGCGGCUCGUCCAGCGGCUCCCGGAGCCUCAAGCAGUCCAGCUCGUCCUCGUCAUCGACCGGCUGCAGCUCCGGCUCGUCCAUGCAGUCGUCUGCUCUGCCGACCGGUUCCGCCUCCUCGUACAUGGCCGCCGCGGCAGCAGCGGCGGCGGCGGCCGCGGCCAACAACGUCUACGCGAACGCCCUCCAGAGGCACCAUCACCACCACCACCACCACCACGCCAUCCACGCGCUCCAGGCCGCCCACAGCGGCUUCUACGAGGCGCCGGUCUAUCACGCUCUUCUACCUCAAAGCUAAGGGACGUCACCGUGGCCAUCGUCCGCAGCUACGACUACUACUACUACUACUAUUAUCGCUACUACUACUACUACUACUACUACUACUACUAUAGCCACUAGUACUACUACUACCGCUACAAUUACUAUUACCAUUAUUAUCGCAAGUACUACUACUACAACUACGACUACGGCAGCAGGAGGAACGACAGCAUCACCGGCAGACGUUGCGGUUUACAACCCCUUUUGUUCUUCUUCUUCUUCUUCUUCUUCUUCUACCUUUAUCAUUAUUAUUCUUUCGUUGUUGUAUCAUUGUUACCGGGUUGCUUUCCUUCCUCGUCGCCGCUGCUGCUGCUGCUGCAGCCCAUUGUACACAGCGCCGUUGUCGUACGGUCACGCGAGCGCCGCCGGAAUGAAAAUAUCUAGUCGCGACGCGAUCCUCGCUCGCAGAUAAAAAAAGCAAUUAGGGCCCGAAAAAUGUAAGAAAAAAAAAAAUAAUAACUAGCGCGCACCCCGUAUGUAAUCCCGCGAGCGAGCGAGCGCACAUUCGAGAGCGGUCCGCGGUAAUUACCGAGGCUCCCCUCUACACCGAACGAACGAACGAAAGAAUAUAAACUCGAGCGCCCAGCACUCGCCCCCCAUUAUCGUCGCAUUAUACAUGCCGUAUUAUACGCGCCGCGCUGAUUUCACGGGCCUCGCUCUCUCUCUCUCUCUCUCUCAGCGGCAACCGCAUUUUUCUAUAUCUAUAUAUAUACUGUAAGCUACACACGGGAGAGAGAGAGAGAGCGGGCGCCCUCCGGGCAGCGUUAUAUGCGGGCCCCGUCGCGGCCGAUUAUUCCUCCUUCGGCCGCCUGUACACACGGCUGCUGCUCUUGUUUCGGAGAGCUGCAGGCGAAUUUAUCGGGAGAGGACGGAGGAGAAUUAAUCGACGCCGUCGGCCCCACCAUCUCUCGCUCGCUCUCUAUGUGUAUCGGCUGUUCCAGAAUCGCAGAAUUGAGUCUUUCGCGUAUGCUAGCGUCGGGAGCUUCCAAUUCUCUCUUCUUCUUCUUCUUCUUCUUCUUUUUUUUCAAUUCUUCCUCCUCGGCUACGGAUCAAUGUGCAGCCUCGCGCAUCGUAUUACGUUAUGCGUAUGCGGAGAGUCGCUCUCUCUCUCUUUCUCCCGUGUAUAGAUAUAUUCGCGAGCGCGCCGAAAUAGCCGAGGACGAAAAUUGGAAGCUUCUGGCGCGGCGAGAGGGGCUUUUUCCAAAUCCGCUGCGCUCGGCUCGACUUUUUUCCCUGCGCAGCGUCGCGUUGAGAAGAAACAGCACAGCGCACGAACUGACAAAAAGCGUCGCACGGCUAUAUUUUCAGAGUUGCGUCGCGCGUUGAAUAAUUUAUCGCCGCUUAUCUCGGGCCUCUGCUGCUGCUGCUGCUGUAGCGGAAUCGUUUCUCACUGCAGCCCCGAAUCCACCGCGAGCGUAAAUCACGCGCGUAAUAAGAGCGAGUUGUGUUCUGCGUAUUUUUUUAUUAUAAUUUGUCGCGCGGCGAGUCUGCGCGUGUGCUUUCGGAAAUUUCGGAUAAUCAUUAUUAUUCGCGGGGGACGAGUCUUCGGUCAUAUUGUGAUACAGCAAGUGCAUACGUGUGUGUGAGUUGCUUUUCCUUCUCGGCGCAAUCGAUGUGUGUAAGCGCGAUGAUGGAUAACACGCGCGGAGCCGUCGCUUCUUUUUUCCGCCAGCGACUCUUCGUUCUAGUUCGCGCUCUAGUCGUUAACGAUAUACAAAGUGAAAUAGAUUCUAUAGAUUGAUAGUCUUCUCUCUGCAGCCCUCGAAUAUGUGUAAUACACACACGGCAGCCUCUCGAUCGAUCGGCGCGCGCUGUUUGUAUACAGUAUUUUUCUUUCGGCGAUCCGCGUUUCUUCCAAAUAUUUAUGUGCUCCGGCGACUUGAAUUGUAACUUAUUUUUCUCGAGGGAACAAUCGACGCGCCCGCUCCACCCUGUGCGCAUAUGUAUAUAGAUAUAGAGAGAGAGAGAGAGAGAGAGCGAAUUUUUCGGCUUUGUUGCGACACGAGACGCGACUGUACAUUAGAAGGAGAGCUGCUCUCUCGGCGCAAGGAUUUUUAACACAAUGGCCCUGCGCGAUUCCGACGAGAGAUUCGCUCUCGCUUCCAUAUACUAUAUACUCACACAACCCGUACUGUUUUGUUGUUGUAUAUAGUGGCCUAUAGCCUAGUGGUACGUAGCGCGCGAAUGGAUUAUACGUGUAUUUUUGAAACGAAUGCGAAUAAGUGAGCGAGAUCAAUUGUAAAUAUGUAUACGUGUAUAUGCGAGAGAGGUGAAUAAGAAGCGAAGAAAAAAAAAAACAAAGUACGCGAAACGCGCGUCCAUGUACAUAGAUCGUAGCGGUCGUUAUAAUUUCGAAGGAAACGCGCGCAUCACAAGUGAUUAAUUAUUUUUUUUUUCCCUCUUGUUUCCGCAUGCUACGAGCGAUUGUUUUACACGUCGUCAUCAUUAUUAUUAUUAUUAUUAUUAUUAUUAUAAUUUAUUUAUUAGUUGACGAAUAAAUUUUUUAUACCUCAAACAAAAAGAGACUAGCAAGUUCUUACGUGCGUUCUUUAUUUAUUUGUCAUUGUACAUUAUACAUACACACAUAAUACUCGCAUACUCAUGCAUUCCACGUAUAUUUUUCUCAAAAUUCCGAUCUCCCGAAGCGGCCCGCGCACGCGCGUGUAUACGCACGCGAAGAGAUUAGAUUUUCAGCCUUGUUAAGAAUAUGAAAUUCUACUCGUCGCCGCGGCGCCGAGAAAAGAUUCCGGGAGAUUAUAACGAGCCCAAGAGAGAAAGAGCGGAAGAUUAAUGGAGGGAGACGCGCGGCUUUACUAACAUUGAAGUAACGCUCCGAAAUCGUCCGUGCAUGCGCAGCUAGAGCGUUGAAGAGAAAAAAAGGACGAUCCUUUCGUGAUUAAUUUUCGCGCGUUGCAAGCUUCGAUCGUCGAGGUACAGAAGAGCUUUUAUCGCGCGACGUAUCACAAUCCCCCGCGGCGGUUUCGAAACCCGCCGAAAUUCAAAAGUAGACGAGCGCUCGCUUAUUAAAUUCCGAACGUUAUUGACCAGAGGCACGCACGAAAUCGCGCAUAAUUACGCGCAUAGUUACACGCUCGGCUCUCCCCCCCUCUCUCUCUCUCUCUCUCUGUCUCGUCUGUAAACGCAUAUUCGGCCGCGUAAUUAUUCCGACCGGACCUAAGACAUAUAUAUAUACAUACAUAUCGAUAUGCGCAGCGCAUACCGACGUCUUUGAUUAUAUACGCAUAUAUACAUCCCCGAAUUUUUAAUCGUCGCGCUCGCUAUUCAUUUGUACACUUCGUAAUUAUCGCUCAAGUCGGAUUAAAGCAAGCUCUUUGCGCUCGCGCGUCUAAUUAGUCAUUUAUUAAACCGGCGCUGAUAAAUUCAAGAGCUGACUACAUUAUUCAUCGGCGAAUGGAAUAACAAUGACGGUCGAUAUUUUAUUUAAAGCGGCGCGGACGAGUCUCGGCGAUAACGCGAUUUCGUAUGACGCUGCGGAAUCCGCCGCCGCGGCGUUAGAGAGAGAGAGAGAGAGAAACUCGUUCGUGAGUAAGUAUAAGUAUAUAUGUGUGUACACGGCCUCGGGGCGCGACUCUUUACAUUUCAUACGCGCGCGUGUGUAUAUAGCCGUUUCGAAAAAUUGCCGACGAGCCAGCCAGGCUUAGAGAGAGAGAGAAGACCCUUAAAAGUGCUGAGGCGGAAUUUCGAGAGACGCGAGCUGCCUCGUCCAUUAUCGCCGAAGGCCAUUGUGUGUGCGGUUGGCGUUAGAGGCUCUCUCUUCUCUGGCCGUGGAAAAAAAUUUUUUUUUUCUUCCGACGAGGCUUGUCCAGCGAGUUAGAGAGAGAGAGAGAGAGAGUGGUGGAAGCUUCUUUGUUUUCCGCUGCGGUCGGGGCUGGUUUUCGGUUUCUUCUUAGUCGACCUCGUUUUCAUUCCGCAUACGCUGAUGGCUCCGAUGAAAAUUUAUAACGUUUUCGCAACGAUACUUCCUCGACUGACGUUUCCAAGACUCUCAUCCAUAGUUGCCAAACUCCGAAUCGUGUAUGUGUCCCUCGUAUGGACUGUGUAUUCCUAUACGUAUAUAUUAAGCGCAUCCUACAGUAAUGCAUAGACGCAAUCUCUUCCGCGACACACUCACACACACACACACACACACACACAGCUUUAAUAAUAUACAGAACGAUAACGCGAACUGCCUCAUUAAACUAUUGUAGUCGUACAUAUAGCGAAGUAGUCUAGUAUAUACACGUAGCAGUGCACUCACGUAACGACUGUAUAAGCAGUGUGAAGGAAAACCUAUAGGUAUGCAAAAAUAAAGAAGAAGGAGUAGAAGAAGAUGCAAAACCGCUGAACUAAAAGAGAUCGUAAAGCAUCCGCUUGUGGCUUCUCUCGUCGUCGUCGUCGCGCAUGUAACGCGCGCGACACCGAAACUACAUUAUACACUUACACUACUACGAUAAUAUAUUUUGCAACGAUUCUUCCUCUCUCGCGACUGUAACGCGUGUGGGUGUAUAGUAUUUUCUUUUGUCCGUAUAAAAUAUUCGUACAAGGCGAAGUUUCAGGGCUGUUUAGGACACGUAUUAACACGCGGUACAUUACGGGUAUGAAGCGUGCCUAUUUAUAUACCUAUAAAUAUAUAUCCUACAGGCGCGUGUUAAAGGCUUCCUAGUAGCACAUUUUAUCCUCCUAUACCUGCUAACCACUACUACACACGAUUAUUAUUCGCCUAAUGGCAAUAACUCGCUCUCUAUAUCUCUCUCGGAAAAAAAAAAAAAAAAAACAAAUCUAGGACUUCAGCUAGCUGCUCUGUACUCGCGCGCUUGCGAUUUUUCAAAGUCUUCAUCUUUUUAAGACUAGCGCGCUGAACGUAUACGUUGGCCGUAAUAGGAUUCAACCGGCGCGGCGGUAAGAAGAUUUGACCUGCGACAGUUUCCUCUUUCGAUGAUCCAUUUAAAUUUCGGUCUCACUUUUGAUCUCCCACGCCGAGGCAUUCCCGAUGCGUCCGCGGAACGAGAGAAAAAAAUCAAAUCUCUCCCCCGUCGCUAUGCAAAAAAGCCGAGGCGCACAGCUGUGUGCGCGGGGGGGAAAUUCGCGAUGUAGAGAGAGAACUUUGAAAAUGCCCCGCCGGCUCGUAAAAGCUAGCCGGUGUAAUUUCUCUCCCUUCCAUAUGGCGCUCGCUCGCUCGCAGCAAUUGCCGAGGAUGAUAGGCGCUUUCCUCCCCCCUCUCUCUCUCUCUCUCUCUCUCUCUCUCGCGCGGGGGGAAAAUCAAUGGGGGCGAGAGAGGAAGGAGUCGACGGGCCCCGUGGAGCGCGACUUGCUUCUUCUUUCGAGCGUUAUUUCGUGUAAGGUUGUUUUUUUUUUUUAUUUCAAUAAAUUCAAUACACUCGAGAUUUGAAAAACGACGAAAAACGCGCUCGAUUGCGCCAGCGAACCGCAACUUCCUCGUGCGCUCUUUUUUCUUCUCUCUUUCCUCUGAAACACGAAUAUAACGCUGCAGCCGGAGCUCGUUCGAGCACUCGGGGCCGUCGGACUUGAUUAGAUUCUAACUCGAGUCAUUAAGAGACGGAAGAAGCGCAGAGACAAUUGAUCGCAAUUUCAUAGGACUCGAGCCAACUCUCUUACAGCGUGUCUGUAUACAAUAUCUCGCGUAUUGAAGCGCUUGCACCGACGAAUAUUGACGCUUAGCUGUUGGAUUUUUCGCGUGAUCUUCCCGGAAAGAUGCGCGCGGAGAUCCCGCACAAAGGAGAAACCGCGCGCGGUCGAUCCGGACGCGCUAAUUACCCUCGCACACACACACAUGCGCAGUGCAUCAUCCGCCGCGGAAAAAUUAGGCUCGCUAAACGACGCCGUAAUUUUCGUUAAUAAAGCGACGAACGGCCGGUUGCACAAUGCGCAUCUCUCUCUCGCGUGAAAUUUUAUUAAAGCGCUUUGGAGGGGAUAAAAACGCAUAGAAUAUCAUAAAAGCCAUACAGAGAGCUGCACGUGUCCGGACGCGCGAGACGGCGUUAGGUAACGUUUCCCGGGGCCCCGAUUGUAAAAAAAGAGACGAGAGAGAGAGAGAGAGAGAGCGUGGAGAAGUAGGAUAAGUCCCGGGAGUCCUUGGAGCCUUAGUGGGAUAUACGAGCCGCGUGUAUAUUCCCAUUUUUCUUCGUCCGCGCCUCCGAAAUUCUCUGCCUCUGUCUCCGCGCGCGUGUAAUUAUAACGUUACGCGAUUCUGAUUACGGGAGCAUAAAUUAGCGAGACGCGCAAGCACUGCAUAUAUUGAUUUUGUCUGCCACACACACACGCGCGCGCGCUCGUCCAAGAGCUCUCUGCAGCGUCUAUAUCUGUGUUAUCGUUGCGCGCACGUAGACGGCUCGCGGUGCAUAAGCGCCAUCCUCUCUCUCUCUCUCUAUGUGUAUACCUAUGUCCAAUUAUAUGCCCGAGCGUUACACACGGGCCCGGUAUUCAGCCAGGGCUAAUAACUCGAUUUGCAUUAAUUAAACAUCCUCCCGUAAACGCGCGCGGAGAGCAUAGUCUUUCUUCGCGAUGCACUUUCAAAAGCAGCCUCUAGUCGGCCUAGACUUAGCUACAUCAGGGCCGACGGCGAAAAUUCCUGUCAAGGCUCUCUCUCUCUCUCUCUCUCUCGAUGACUGACUGACUCGAUUUCCCGUUUAAGGAACGGCAUAUCGCGCCGCUCGUCGAAAAAGCGCGACGAAGGAUCCGUAGAGCGUUUCGCCGCGCCCCGAAAAAGCUACGAGGGGAAUGGAGAGAGAAAAAAAAAUUAUACUUUCGACGCUGAAAAUCUAGUCCGAGAUCGAAGGGAAAAAAAGUGUGUCGCUUUCGGCGCGACUACUCGGCCGUGUAACAGCUUUUGUGUGUACUGUAGUGCAGCACACGAUUGAAACGCUCUUUUAAUGAAAUAAAUAUCGCGUGAAAAUACAACAGCAGCAGUAGCAAUAUCGACGCAUCAUAAAAUAUGUACAAAGGCCGACGAGAUAUCUCGUACACUUCUUACAUUUCCACAUUCCCUGCGUUACACGCGCUGCUCUUCUUUUUUUUUUUUAUUUCAUCCUCGCUGAUGCACACACGGAGAGUCGAGCGUAUAUUACAGAGAGGAUCCAAGCCGACUCGGAAAAAAAGAGCCCGGUCGUACCACAUCCGCUGAUCCGCUUCCUCUUCUCUCUCUGUGUCCGUCUCUGUCUAUACCUGUAUGUGUGUGUGUGUGUGCAUGACUCGCUGCGCGAACGAUUUUAUUUUUAUCCCUCUCUUUCGUUUUGUCCUCGAAAAAGCUUCAAAGGUGAGAAACGAUUCUAAAGCGCCCGCAUAUGUGCGUAAUUGCGAUGUGACAUGCGAUGCUGUGUGCAUGCUCUCUCGUUGAAAAGAAAGCCGAGAGAGCGUUUUUUCUUGUGUGUGAGCGAAAAAAAACCAGUUCAGUUGUUGUUUUUUUUUUUUUUAUUUUGGCGAGUGAGUGGGGAAAAUAUUUAAGAAAGAGAGAAAAUAAAAUAAUACCAACGCAUUUUGUAAGAUAACACGUACAAGCCUAGUGUGAUACAUUUUUACGCUUAUCGUUCUUCGACUGUAGCGGCUAAUUCUCUUUAGCGAAUGAACAAGAGAAUAAUAAUAACGACGAUGCGAAUAUUUAUUAUUAUUAUUAUUAUUAUUGUCAUUAUGAUCAUGAUUAUUAUUAUUAUUAUUAUUAUAUAGGCGAUAAAGCAAGAAUAACGAUAGCGAUGCGUGAGAGAGAGAGAGAGUGUAACGAUAAUAAUCGAAGCGAAAAACGAUGGAAAAUGAGCAACAAAAAAAAUGAAGAAGACGACGAAAAGCAUCUCGUAGAACACAGAGCGGCACCUCUCUCCCUCUAUAGACUGUACUACCGCGCGAAAAUAAAGAGCGAGAGAGAAAAAAAAAAUACCGAAAAAGGCUGGUAAAAGACGCGACGCCGAUUGGAAAAACGCGCUGCUGCUGUGUGCUGGUUAUCAUUGCCGUUAAUUGGGCCAGGCGUUUUUUUCGUCGCGUCGCCGUCGCCAAUUAACGGCUGACUCUGAAAAAAAAGAGCGAAAUAAGGACUCGAGGCUGCCGCUGCUGUACGCGGAAAAAAACCUCGAGUCUGUAUAUACAGUUUCUUGCCACUACACGCUAUAAUAACCCUCGCGUAUGUACAUGUGUGUGCGUGUAAUCGUCGAGUGCAUUGUCUCGCUCGGAUUUCGCGGUGUGUACAGCGGAGAACGUAUGCACAGGCUGCUAAUGCUACUUUUGCCUAUAUUUUUAGUAAUUUAUUCUCGCGCGACUAUACGACACUACGUAUAUUGUUAUGUAUAUAUAUAUAUAUAUAUAUAUGUAUAUUUUACUUGUAUUUAUUGCAGUCGCGGCGAGAUAAUGCACUCUAUGCGUGUGCGCGAGCAUGAGAGACGCGAUGAGUGUGUAAUCGAAGAAAAAAAAAAAAGACUAUAAAAUGCACACUUGCGCCGCGCGCUGACGCAGAGGAUGAAAAACGCGUCAAUUGCGAAAACACACACACACACACACACACACAGAGAGAGAGAGACGCAGAGGCUGUAUUUGUACAAUCGUCGUCGCUACUUUUUCCAGCAGCGAAAAUUCGUUCGGCUCUAGUGUGUAUUAUGCGGGAGGGAAACCCAUGUGAAAUGUAAUGUAUAACUCGUACGAGGGGCCGCGAAAUCUAUAAAAAGGAGAGAAAAAAGGUGGAAAAAAAAAUUAGGCUGCGCCGACUCGCGUGCGCAGUGUGUACUGUACAUACCAAUAGCGGCUCGUAUAUAUAUAUAUAUAUAUAUAUAUAUAUAUAUAUCUCGCGAAAUGAAAAACGACGUAUAAACACACACACACACACACAGACACGUAUAUCACAUAGAGAGAAAAAAAAAACUGUACUCGUAAGCCUGCGAUAUCCGUAUAGCGAAGAGAACCAGAAACGCGAAGGAGUUUCUGCGCGCGUGCGUGCAGCGCAAGAGCGACGCGAGGAGAGUUGAAAAAAUUAUUUCUUCUUAUUAUUAUCGUUUCGUACGCAUUGAUGUGCGACCGCGUGAGAAAAGCAGCGGCGAAAGUUUUAUUUUUCGGCUGUGUGCCAUCCGGGUCAGGAGUUUCCUUCGCGCUUCGGCUAAUUAGGCCGUAUAGACAUACGUUUCGAUUUUAUUAUUCCUCUAUAGAAGACUGAUUUCUCGCGCGCGUGUGUGUUGAAUCGAGCCGCUGCUUUUCGACUGUAAAAACGAGAGUCACACACGUAUACAGCGAGAGAGAGAGAGCAAUAUAGAGGCAAGGAAAUUCGCGUUAUUAACGUCUGCGCUUCGGCGGCACGUUUAUACAGGGGGAGAGAGAGAGAGAGCACAUAGCGCGGCCGCGAUUGGUUUUCUCCGAGCCGUGCGAUCAUAAUCGAAUUCGACGUAGUCACGGGCAUCCUUUUUGCGCCCGUUGACUUUUCUCCUCCUUCUCCUCCCCCUCCUCCUCGCGUGUGUGUGUAUACAUAUAUAUAUAUAUAUAUACGUCUAUACGUGAGCGGACGAUAUCGAUCGUUGCUGCACCGCUCUUGCGUUACACGCCGAUACGUACUAUGCUAUUCUCGUUAUUUUAUUUUAAAUAUUUCAUUUUAUUAUUAUUCCGUUCUUCUCGAUGUACAUACGACGACGAUCACUAUAUACGAUAUGACGAUGCGACGACGAUGAUGAUAACGAUGAUGAUGAUGAAACGUACUGCUGCGAAGGAGAGUCUUCCGGACACGGACUUUCCGGAGAGUAACGAAGAGCGAUCUCGAGGAGAUAUCAAAAGAGAGAGAAAAAAAAAAUGAAUCAAGCGUCGACACACUGAUGAUGAUGAUGAUGAUGAUGAUGAUGAUCCACACGACUAGGGAUUGCGAUUAUUUUUAAACAACAACAAAUGUAAGGGAUAAGACUGUAACGAUGUAUAUAUUGUUCUGAACCUGAAUAAAUAUUAUUAUUAUUGUUAAAA